AUGUGCCGACAAAUUCAUCCUAAUUUAGCUAAGGACAGUGUUGGGCUUGGAGGGAGAUCAAAGGAGACAAUUAAUAGAAAGUGGGACGAAUUAGCGAUAUGUCUGAAUACUCAUGAAUCUGGAGCUACAAAAAAUGGACAAUGCUGGAGAAGGGUGAGUUUAUGUUACAUUUUGUUAUUCAUCCUUUUGUCAUCGCUAAUUGAUAAUUUUUAUAAUUGUGCUGAAUCUUAUUUUUCAUUAUAAGAUUACUUACAACCUUUUGCUAU
This is a messenger RNA of Acanthoscelides obtectus, 266 nucleotides long. Lineage: Eukaryota; Metazoa; Arthropoda; Insecta; Coleoptera; Chrysomelidae. The record is from the annotation of a GenBank genome assembly.